This is a messenger RNA of Rotaria sp. Silwood2, 636 nucleotides long. The record is from the annotation of a GenBank genome assembly. NCBI's taxonomy places the organism in Eukaryota, Metazoa, Rotifera, Eurotatoria, Philodinida, Philodinidae.
UCCGUCUUUUCAUAUUUUUCCAAUUCAUUGAGAAGUAUUAAAAAUUUAUGAAAGUAUUUGUUAGUAAGCUCCAUAUGUCAUACUAAUCAGCAUACGUUUAUGCCGCGAGGAACACAUGUGAAGAAGUGAAACAAUAAAGCUAUUCUCUAGUAAAAAUCAGUUGAAAAAACAACUUUCGAUUUUAACUAUCAUAAUUCUGUUUGCCAUCUGCACAAGAACCAACAUCGGAAGACACAAAUAGCAGUGUACCAAAAACACGCAUGCAAAGCAGCAGUAUCACAUAAUAGAGACAAUAAGGGAAAAAGUUAAUGAGUUCACUUGGUUUUAGGAGAUGAAGUAGGACGAAUCGUCCAGGGCCUACUGCCAGGGUUGGGUGUGAGUGUAAGAUGUCCGUUAGGAGAAGAUGAAAACGAUCAUCUGCACCCAUACCCCACACCCAUGUAAAUUUUGAUUAAGCGAAAAAAAAUAUUUUCAAUAAGAUUCUUUUUCUUUUUCUUAGAUGAAUAUAAAUUUGGUGGUUAUGAUCGUGGGAUCAAUGAAUUUCUUGAACCAAAUAGUAUUACUUUUCUAUCAGAUAAUACCAUUACAGUUGUUGAUACUAAUUCAAGUCAAGUGAAACUUUUUGAUUCUGAUUGA